Messenger RNA from Klebsormidium nitens, 2657 nucleotides. The record is from the annotation of a GenBank genome assembly. Lineage: Eukaryota; Viridiplantae; Streptophyta; Klebsormidiophyceae; Klebsormidiales; Klebsormidiaceae.
CUAGAGUCUAGAGUCAAGGCUAGACGUCUAGACCUAGCCUGGACUCGCAGUUCGCAGGCUGUGAAAUGCGCAACAGGCUGGUCAUCAUGCACACCUAGGUAGAAACCAUGGGGCACAUUGUCGUGCAGGCGUCAGGAUCUCGAAGCGGCUCCAGGUUUUCUGUUCCAGCUGAUACUACUGUAGUAGGUAGCUCUGCGCUCUGCAUGGGGCAGACAAGAUGCAGAGGCGCUGGUCAUUGUGGAUGAUGAUGGAUCGUCGGUGGUGGCCAGCUUGAGGGGCUGUGCUGGAUGCCAGCUGAUCAGUGCCUGCACAAUGACUGAGGGGAGCGGAAGGAAGAGGUGGCCGUAUCAUGAGCUGCUGCAAUGUGUUGAUUGAGGUGUGAUCUGAGUCCGCAUUCUUCUGUGAUCUGCAUCUUGCCAUGGUCCUUGGACUGUCGCUGCCAAGCCGGCCUGGGGACCACAUGCCUGUCCCGCACGGGGAUAUGGAAGCAGGCAGCUUGCCUGCCACACAGGCAGUGCAACAAGGGGACUGCGCUCUUGCUGGCAAGCACGUCGACGGGUGGGAGCAGCACCGUGGAGCAGCUGCGCCUGAGGCUGAGGAGCUGGCGGAUCUGCCUGCCAACUCUGUGUCAGACUGUCUGCUGAGCAAGGACAGGGACGAUGGGUGUGAUGUUGUGGAGCGGGAGCGCGUGUGGCGCAAGCUGAGCUGGGCCAUUGUGUUGUGCUGCCUCUUCAUGGGGAUCGAGGUGGUGGGAGGCGUGUUGUCCAACAGCCUGGCCAUCUUGACGGAUGCAGCACACCUGCUCUCCGACGUCGCAGGCUUUGCGCUGUCCCUGUUUGCGCUGUGGGGUGCUAGCUGGCGGCCCACACGGCGGCACUCAUAUGGGUACCAGCGCAUGGAGAUUUUGGGUGCCCUGGCCUCUGUGCUCAUGACCUGGGCCAUCACUGGCUUCAUCAUUGUGGAGGCCAUCACCAGGCUGCUGUACAGCGCCGAGGAUGUGAACGGGCGCGUCAUGUUCUUGACGGCCACCUUUGGUGUGGCGGUCAAUGUGGCCAUGGCGGUCCUGCUGUCGGAGCACCACUCGCACGGCCUGCCCGGCCAAGCGUGCAGCCACGGGCACGAUCACGCCCACGCGCAUGCGGUGGACAGCUAUGCGGGACCGCCCUCGCCCAACAAGCCUGUGCGUACUGGGUAUGCUGUGCUGGAGAACACCGAGGAGCCCACCUCAGAGAAGGAUUCCUUUGUGGAGAUGGCGUCGGUGGUGCUGCCCGCUGCCGAUGGCAUCGCGGGCCAGGACGUGGCCGUGGUCGUGCACCGCCAUGACAACCAUGGGACAGAGCCAGCGGCGGACCAUGGUGUACAAAAGGCCCUCACGUCAGCUGGACAAGCGUGCACAGGGCACCACUCCGAGGGCCACCGGCACGAGCACCCCCCCAGCGCUGGCCCGCCUAGCUCGAAAGCCGGCCAGGGCGACCUCAGCAGCGCAACAGCGGAGGGUCCUGCGGGCCAGCACUCCCCGCAUACGCAUUCUCACCAGCACCAGCAGCACACCGGUUGCGAGGCUGGGCAUGGUACAGCGGCGCACCACAGCCACGCCCAUCCCCCAGUCCAACCGCACUCUCACCACCACCACCCCCAUCCGCAUUCCCACUUCCAUUCAUGUGGCCACAAGGAGCCGGCCAAGGGGCACGGCCACAGGGAGGCUCCAGCGUCUGCCGCGACGGAGGCCCCGGAUUGCCACAACUGCAGCGACGCGGAUGCGUUCACGCCGCUCUUCAGCCCGCUGCAGCUCCUGUCGGAUGCCCCCGCGUACCUGGCAGGCAAGCUGGACCCGUCCUUCUCGCCAAGCGAGGGCCCUGGGGGGGCCCAUGUACAUAGUAGCGGGGGGUGUAAGGGGGCCCACGGGCACACCCCUCGGAAGCAGAACAUCAACCUGCGGGGCGCGUUUGUGCACGUGGUGGGGGACCUGGUGCAGUCGGUGGGGGUCAUGGUGGCGGGCGCCAUCAUCUGGGCCAGGCCCGACUGGCGCGCGGUGGACCUGGCGUGUACGUUCCUGUUCAGCACGCUGGUGGUGGGGACGACCGUGAAGAUGGUGCGCGACAUUGUGGAGAUCCUGAUGGAGGCCACACCACACGACGUGGACGCCGACGCACUCGAGGCCGCCCUGCAGAAGCUGGACGGGGUGCGCGGGGUGCACCGCCUGCACGUCUGGGCGCUCUCAGUUGGGAAGAACGCGCUGACGUGCCACGUGGCAGCGAAGCAGGGCGCGGACACAAGAAAGGUUCUUAGGGAGGCUUCAGAAUUGUGCAGCUCUAUUUAUAAGAUCGACCAUGUGACCAUUCAAAUUGAAAGCUGAGUCCGCUCAUAGCGGGCGACCUUGCAAAAGCAUCGCGGAAUCACGGAGACUUUUGAGCUUGCUUCUGAAGGAGAGGGAAAAGAUCAGUCGAUAGUAUCAUUGCUUGAAACGCAAUGGGCGAAGAUCCAGGUCGUUGGUUACGAAAAAGUUAUUAUACCAAGUACGCCCAUGUGCAACCAUGUGCUAGAGCACCUGUGGACUCGAAGUUUUAAGCUUGCACGCAAUUCAUAUCAGAUAUGGUCCUUCGUUGCACACAGUUGUCGAAAACGCCGGCAACGGUGAAGCGCAAAUUCUAGUGAAC